CUGUUGACAGACCUCACUGACUCUCAUUAGGAGCUAGCCAGCCAGCUAGCUAGAUAGCUGCAUCGCACACAUUGGCCACGUCCAAACCAAGCUAACUACUCGAUCCUCCGAUAUCCACCAUGGAUCUGAAUACUAUCUUGUCACAGCUUGAAACUGCCGACGAAGAGGAAAUCGAGAAGUUUCUGCGGCAGUAUAUUCGAGAGAACAGUCACACCUUCAGUUUUGACCAAAAGGAAGAAUCCCUGCGCAGUAAGCUGUGCCAGAGUGUGUUGUCAGUUCUUGGGAGGCGGGUGAAGCCUAGCUGUCAGAAGACAUGUCUGGAGACACUCCGCAUCCUGUCCAGAGACAAGCGUGUCCUCGCACCUGUAGCCACCAGGGAGGGCAUGCUGAUCCUGGGAGGAAUGGCGAGGCUGAACGCUGGAGAGGAAGGUGAUGACAACCAGAACAUCUCUCAGGAAGACACCCAGUCAGAGGAGGAGGAGAGGGUGGUGGUGGUGGAGGCCUUGAAGUGCCUAUGCAAUGUGGUGUACAAUAGUCCUGCUGCUCAGCAGGUUAGUGUAGACGUGCAGCUGGUUCAUGGCCUUUGUGCCACCCUGCGUACAGCCCGUACAUGGCACCAUGAGGUGGGCCUCUUCACGCUGCGCCUUCUCUUCCUGGUGUCUGCACUGAGACCCGAUGUGAGAGGGGUUUUGAGGAGAGAGUGGCAUGCUGUGAGACUACUGAUGGAGGUCCUGGAGCACACCCUGGAUGUGAGCUGGGUUGGUCCCUAUGAAGCUGCCCGUCCAGAUCCACAGGCUCUGCCCAUGCCGGCAGAGGACAACGAGAGAGCAAUGGAGGCGCUCAAAGCCUUGUUCAACCUCACACUGUCUGACACUGGUGGGGAGGAGGAUGACCACCAUUUCCGACUCAUCGCUGCCAUCUUGCGUCACUCGUUGAUGCUGAAGACUGAGACGGAGGAGAAAACGGAGGAAGCGCACAGCCAUGCCAUCAACCUGCUGAAUAACCUGCCUGUGUCCUGCCUGGACAUGUUAAUCGACGUGCCUGUCCAGGGCGGACUAGAGAUAUAUGGUGGGAAAAAUAUGGAUGCAGUCCAGAUGUUAAUAGACUUCAUGGAGAAAAGGAUGGACAAGCAGGGCUCCAACUACAAAGAAGGUUUGACUCCGGUGCUCAGCCUUUUGACUGAAGGAUCCAGACACCACAGGGAGAUCCGCAGAUACAUCAAAGCUCAGGUACUUCCCCCACUGAAAGAUGUAAAGAUCAGGCCAGAGAUCGGCACCACCACCAGAAACAAGCUGGUUCGCCUCAUGACACAUGUUGACAUGGGUGUGAAGCAGACGGCUGCAGAGUUUCUCUUUGUCCUCUGCAAAGAAAGCGUGGACAACCUGUUGAAGUACACAGGGUACGGAAACGCAGCAGGACUCCUGGUGGCUCGAGGACUUCUCGCAGGAGGGAGAGGAGAGACUCAGUACUCCCAAGACGAAGACUCCGACACAGAGGAAUACAAAUCUGCUAAACCGUUCAUCAACCCGAUCACCGGUCAUGUGGAGGAGCCGAUGCCGAACCCCAUCGAAGAGAUGACCGAAGAGCAGAAGGAGUACGAAGCCCAGAAACUUGUCAAUAUGUUCGACAAGUUGUCGAGGCAGAACGUGAUCCGGCCAAUGGGGGUCAGGCCUGACGGGACGUUAGCGCCUCUUGAAGAAACUCUCUGUGAUCCACCUGAGGACUCAGGAUCAGACUCUGACUAGUGCAGUUCACAUGGAGGCCACAUUUUCCAGGCAAAGCCCACUUGGCCCCAAAACAUCUGGAGCUGUGUCCUAUUUCAAGGUCUGGACCUUUUUGAAGAAGGUCCACAUGACGGUGGGUCAGCCAGAGGCCAUAACCUCUGGCUGAACCAGUCUACCGUUACUGAGCAAGAGUAGCAGAAGUCAGUCAAAAGAUCCACACGCUGUACCGAUACCUCCCAAUAAAUUAUACUCUAUUAACUUAAACAUGCAGAUAUCCGUACAAUGUGUGGAUCUAUAGUCGGCACUAAUCGAGGGGUGACCCCCGAAUAGUCGACGAUUCAAUCUAAGGAGCUUGGAGCCGUCGUAGUGACAGAAAAAUGUGGUAAAGAAUCAGAGGGUCAUUUAUAAAUAGCACUAUUAACUACCAACGCUUCUCUAAAAUCAGCUGUUUGCGUGCGUGCGUUUCUCUCCCGUUGACUGUCCCUUCACUUCCCUGUCUUUUCACUUCUGUCUGUUGAUUGUCACAAUGGAGAAAAAUAAAUUUAAAACCGAAAAAAUUCUGUUUUCAACCACAAAAGGCAAGCAGGAUAAGAAUCCCUGUCUCCCCGUCUAUCGAUCUCCGCUCCUCGUCAGCUCUACAUACAGCUCCACAGCCACACUAUAUUCCUAUAGAUGCAUAAAGUUCAAACAGAGUGGGAUCAAUGAGCAACAAAAGAAAGACGUGAUUCUACAAUCAGCCGACUAAAGAUUUAAUUUGACAAUAUAAAUUCUGAGUCGGGGACAACCUUAGACUACUGUUACAGAAAACCCAAGUAAUGCUGGAAGUCAGGAGGAAUACCGGCAACUGUGACGAGGUUUGUGAUUGCUGAGUUGACAUUUAAACGUUAACGUUGGAGCAGGAAGACGUCCUCCAAAGUGGACUUGAUGCACAGGAGGCCUCCGUGGCUACUGUUGCACCUUCCGCUCCCUUAAGUUGGAAAUAAAAAUAGAGGUAAUAAUAUAAUUCUCUGCUGGAUCGUAUGCAUCUCACUGAAAGCACUGUUGUGAUGGGUUAAGUGUCACGAGGUCUGAAAGUCAUUCCUUCACUUAUUACGCUUUAGUUUUUCUUUUCUUUUUUACGUUUCACUUAUUUUUCCUGCUACAUGAUGAUUUUGUCCACACUGUAUUUCUAGAUGAUUGAAGUGCACACACACACACACACACAUUUAAACAUGAAAACAUUGAAAACUGUUCACAGCGAACGUAGUAACUGUUUUUAGAUCACGGGGCCUGUGUCCUGUGUGGACCAAAGGAUUGAUGUUCCAUAUAUAUUUAGAGAUCAGAGUCCCUGUGGACAGAUUUAACUUGCAGCUCACGGUAUCGUUUCCAUUCACAUAUUUCUACGAGCGUUUUGAAUUAUCACGUGAGAGAAGCUGACGAAGGUUUUACACUUACAUGAGGUUGUUUCUACCUUUUGUUGGAAAAGAGUUAAUGUGAUAAACGGUUCAUAGAAACACUAUUGCUGAAUCAUUUUUGACUUUUAGUUCACACGACUGAUUAGCUGUUUCCACUUCUCUGAUAUUCCCGUAACGUGUUAAUGCUGAUCUUUAUAUAUGGACAUCAUAAAACAUGGCAAUAGUAGCUGACAUGAAAGAACAUUUAAAACGUGCCCAACUGAAACAGAUUCCUGUUUAUCGGUCUACAUUUUUCAUCGUAGGGUUAGAUAGCGAAGGAGACUUGUUUACUGGCACAUUACAGCCUCGGGGAGCCUAUGGAGCCGACUUCUGACCAAACGACGCUGUAGCCGAGUUUAUUUGCUCCAAACUAGUCAAUGGAAACGCUUGAUUUGCUGUCCUCUCUUCUUUGAGAUCUGUUUGAAAGUUGAAUGGAAACGGGGCCGGUUGUUUGUUUGCGUGAUUAUCAGUUAGUCGGAAACCUUCUGAAUUCAGGGCUUGUUGGUUUACUGUUGUGUCACUGGGAGGUGGUUUUUCACUUAUGUCCAUAAAUAGAGAGAUUCAGCAUUUGUGGCGUAUGAUCGUAAACAGAUGUUUCUUUGUGUUGGUACAAUUUAGUUUAAUGUGAAAGCUGCCAGUUUCUGAAAAAAAGCUGCAUGUUUGUUACAACUUCACAACAGUUUGUUGUAUUAUAACAAACUGCUGAUUACAAUCCAGAGAAAAUAAAUAUUGCUUUUACCAGAGAAGAUGUCAUUACUACAAGAAUCUGUGACGCUUCAUACGUUUAACAGUGAACUAUCAUGAGCACACUUUCUGCCUCCUCAGACUCUACACAAUUAAGUAGAAUAACGGGAAUAAUUCAAACACCAGCACAAAAGACUUCUUGACGCACCUUCUUGAAUUUUAUGAUUUCAUGCAACUAAUCAAAUGUUUUUAUGCCUUUAGCGACAGCCGAGGCGGGAGACAUAAAAACACAAAUGAUGAACCGAUUAGACUUCAGGGGUCAAAGCUAAAACAAAGUCCUAUUCUUGUGAACGCAACAUCUCCGCUCACAGUGACCUCAGAAAAAAUGAAUGUAUAACAGGAUCAAAUGAAGCAAUGACAUUCUGGACAGACAUGGAGGCAAUCUGCAACUUGACUGGUUGGUGAAGGGAUCAGCUGUGAGGUGGUAAAUCUAGUCUGACAUUUUAUACUAAUUAUGCCUUUUGUGACAUCUUUAUGGUAUACUGUGUUUGACAUAUAGUAUGAUCCUUUAACAUUUGUAUGGCAUGCUGUACUACAAUGUUUACACAAAGAUGCAACACUGACUUUUAGGACAUUUUUUAAUGGCAUACUUUAUUACAAUUUUUGUUAAUGACUUAUGAAGCUAUACUAUGUUUUUUUUAAUAAUGACUUAUAUGGCAUAUUAUGCUA
Molecule: messenger RNA, 4570 nt
Organism: Anarrhichthys ocellatus (wolf-eel)
Lineage: Eukaryota; Metazoa; Chordata; Actinopteri; Perciformes; Anarhichadidae
Gene: ric8b
Product: RIC8 guanine nucleotide exchange factor B
Exons: 10
Coding region: 120-1745 (541 amino acids)
Biological process (GO): G protein-coupled receptor signaling pathway
Cellular component (GO): cytoplasm; plasma membrane
Molecular function (GO): guanyl-nucleotide exchange factor activity; G-protein alpha-subunit binding
Source: RefSeq, a predicted model, not a curated record